Molecule: messenger RNA, 1340 nt
Organism: Arabidopsis arenosa
Lineage: Eukaryota; Viridiplantae; Streptophyta; Magnoliopsida; Brassicales; Brassicaceae
Source: the annotation of a GenBank genome assembly
ACAAAUGUUAAGUGAUUUCAUCAAAGCUCUGGUGGAUCAUUACUUCUCCACCACCAACACCAAUGGCUUCCCUUUACCUCAAUUCCUUACUUCCACUUCCUCCUUCUCAUCCCCAGAAACUUAUAGAACCUUCUUCUUCUUCUCCUUCCUCUUUGUUGAGCACUUCCAAUGGUAACGAAGUUUCUCUGAAGCCGAUUGUCAUCAAUGGAGAUCCACCCACUUUCGUCUCUGCUCCUUCUCGUCGUAUCGUUGCAGUUGGAGACCUUCAUGGCGAUCUGGGUAAAGCCAGAGACGCGCUUCAGAUGGCCGGCGUCUUGAGCUCUGACGGACGAGACCAGUGGAUUGGCCAAGACUCUGUACUAGUUCAGGUAGGAGAUAUACUUGAUCGCGGUGAUGAUGAAAUUGCAAUACUCUCUUUAUUGAGGUCACUUGAUGGUCAGGCCAAGGCUAAUGGUGGAGCUGUUUUCCAGGUUAAUGGGAACCACGAGACGAUGAAUGUGGAAGGGGAUUUCAGAUAUGUAGAUGCGAGAGCAUUUGAUGAGUGUACUGAUUUUCUUGACUACUUGGAGGACUAUGCACAAGACUGGGACAAAGCGUUUACUAAUUGGAUUUUUGAGUCAAGACAAUGGAAAGAAGAUAGAAGGAAUUCUCAAACCUAUUGGGAUCAAUGGAACGUAGUAAAGAGGCAAAAGGGAGUGAUUGCAAGGUCGAUCCUUUUCAGACCAGGUGGUCGAUUAGCUUGUGAAUUGGCGCGUCACGGAGUUAUUCUGCGUGUUAAUAACUGGCUUUUCUGCCACGGUGGUCUCCUUCCUCACCAUGUUGCAUACGGCGUAGAGAGGAUAAACAGAGAAGUCUCUACUUGGAUGAGAAGCCCUACUAACUAUGAAGACAGUCCUCAGAUGCCGUUCAUUGCGACUCGAGGAUAUGACAGUGUAGUCUGGAGCCGACUUUACUCAAGAGAGACUUCUGAGCUGGAGGACUAUCAAAUUGAACAGGUAAAUAAAAUUCUUCACGACACUCUUGAAGCUGUCGGUGCCAAGGCGAUGGUGGUCGGGCAUACUCCCCAGUUAUCAGGGGUUAACUGUGAGUAUGGUUGCGGCAUAUGGAGAGUUGAUGUAGGAAUGUCCAGUGGUGUUCUUGACUCUAGACCAGAGGUUCUGGAGAUAAGAGGUGACAAAGCUAGAGUUAUAAGAAGCAACCGUGACAGACUUCAUGAACUUCAAGUUGCAGAUUACAUUUGAAAAAGCUUCUAAAGACAAGAGCACCAGAUUCUCAUGUUCAAGAUCCAAACUUUAUCGCCAUAUUUCUCAUCAUGAACAAAAUAAAGCAUCAGAAGGUUU